CUCAGUUUGAGUAGCAGAGGAUUUCUUGUUGAAAAUCAAUCUCAAGGUGAUCCAAACACUCAAUCGGAAGUAAUCAUACUCAAAGGACAGUGUUUCGAAACUAUUUAUGCUUUUCUUGAUAAAGCAAGUCCAGCUUACAGAGUUGCAUUUGUUCAAGACAUUUCAAAAAAACUGAACGCAAUUAGUGAAGGAUAAUGGCUGAAAACAAAGAAACCAUAAAAGAUCGACUUCGAAGCCUCCUCAACUUAAACAAAGGUGGUGCAGUGUCUAAAACUGCCCCUUCUACCACUAACAAGUCGGCAAUAAUAUCUGAUGAGUUCUGGUUAGACAUUGGAGCAUCGUCACCACUCGAACAAAGAACUGAAAAAAUUCGUGAAGCAAUGAAGUUGGUUGAAUCUGAAGUUCUUCAAGAUUCUGUGAUAAAAAAAUUAUGGAUCGAAACUAAAGAUCUUCUUCAGCCUAAAAUGAAUCAAGAAGUUCGGUUGUUUGAACUUGAAUUUGUUCGGAGCAUUGUCAAGGGUCAAUAUCGUCGAUUAGGAAUGUUACGAGCUAUGUUUUUUCAAACCUUACAAGAACAUAACAUUCCUGAAGACGGCUCAGCCGUUAUACAAACAUUUGAAACACUCAGUGACAAUGGAAAAGACGUAGAAUUUUUUGACCAAGAAGUCGGUCCGCUACUUCUUCAUUGGCUUGCAACAAUGAGAGGAAACGUGACGUUACUUUCACUUCUUGUGAAUAUUAUAAAGUAUAAUUCAUCUUACUUGGAUCAAGAGUUUAUAGUUAAAAUUUUGGAAUUGAUUUGUGAUCUUUGUAAUUCUCAAACACCGGAAAAGGAAAAAGAUCUAGGGCUGCAGGUUGUAGAUGCAAUUAUAUGCUACAGCUCCCUUCCACAUGAAUCUCUUUAUUCUGUGACUGUUAUGUUGUGUCGUGUAUUGAAUCUGAAAAAAUUUUGUAACGAGAGUUGGAAGUUGAUGAGAAAACUACUAGGAACUCAUUUAGGACACAACUGCAUCUCAAUCAUGUGUCAUAUCCUUCAGAAUCCAAAGAUGUUACCUGAAUGGCCGCUUUUGCGAAGUGCAGUAUUUUUCAUCGGUAUGGGAUUAUGGGGAUCUGUGAGAGUCAAAUCCUUGAAGCACACUUCACAAUCUGUUCUACCAUCGUUUCAUUGCGCUCUUCAUACCAAGAAUUUGGAACUGGCUUUUGAAGUUACUUUAACUAUCCAGAGAUUAGUACGAAAAUAUGGUCAUGAGUUGCAGGCUGGAACUUGGGAUCACGUUCUGGACAUUGUUAGUUCUCUGUUAGAACUUGUCAAUGAAAAUUCAACAAAAACUCAAAUUCCUGCCAUGAUUUCUCUAAAGAAAGGAACUCAUGAUCUGAUAACUUUUAUUGAACAAUUAAUUGAAACGGAACUCUACGAUGGCCCGAUCGAAAGAUUAUUUUCGAUUACUGAUAGUUGCGCUAAAGAUCGUCCGAAUGAUUCUGUGUUCAUGCUGAUAGCUUAUAAAUCUCAGGCGAUAAAUCCUACGAAACAGAACUGGUUGUCCAGUCUUCUCAUGCUGUUGAAUAAUUAUUAUACGAAAGAAUCAAGAACGCCUGUCAGAUUAAAAACGUUGGAAGUUCUCUACUCUGUCACAGAAUCUUGCAUGGAACUUUAUGAAGAUGAAUUAGUAUCAGAAGUUUUGCUGAAUUGUUUUUCUGACUUGAAUGUUGAAACUGAUUUGAUUGUCAAAACCAAAGCUGUUCAGCUCAUUGUCAACUCUUGUCUUCUUGCCAAUGAAAAAUGUCCAGAACUCUUUGCAUCACUCAGAAAUGUACUAGAUGGUGAUUGGAUACGGAGAGCUAUGAACAGAAAAUCUGAAAAGUCAUCUUCCGACUUCUUAACUGACAUUGAAGAAUUAGUUCUUGGACUUGUCAAAAUUUUUAAAAAGAAAAUGCCAAGAUAUCCAGGUACUCACACAGUUGAAGCGUUUAGCUUACUCACGUUAUAUUUGCAACUUUAUUAUACUUCGGAUAAUAUUGAAAAGAUUUCUAACUGUUUGACAAAAAGUAGAAAGAAGACUUUUGAAUUGGUGCUGUCAUUAAGAGCUAAUGAGAAAAAACAACUUUGCAUGAAAAAUUCUCAAAACUCAGAAGAAGAAAAAUUCAGUUCAUACCUUCUGGGUGGAAUCCUAGUUCCUGAUGAUGAAGUCGCUGGUAUUGGAUAUAUCUCUAUUCAAAAUAUUCUGGAGUGCGUUCUGCUAUGUUUGAAAAAAGAAACCUGGUGGCCUGUGCUCGAAACAGUCUUCAAAGGAUUAUGUGGAUUGCUUCAAAAUAAGUCUAUCAUGAUUGGAAUAACUUCGAAUCAAACUCGAUACGUUCAUUUAGAAGAGUUAACCAUGGCUCUUUGUUCUCUGAUAUCCGAUCAAGAAUUGGCCAAACGUAAAAUACAGAAUCUUCCUACCGAUUUUACAAGAUCGGAUAUUCAAGCUUCUGUUCUUUCAGUAUUAUCUUGUCUCGUCUCGUAUCAUCAAUGGUUAGAAGUUACUCGACAAAGACAAAUUCUGAGGUGUCUCGAAUCUGGAUUAACAUCAAGAUGUGCUCGUCUUUGUGUUAGAUCACUUACUCUUUGUUUAGCGGAGAUGCCCAGGGAUACGUUACUUCGUGUGUUGCCAUCAUUACUCCUUCGAUUGUCACAAAUGUCUGCUACAGUUAUGAUGGCGACUUCAGUACUUGAAUUACUAGCCACCCUGGCACAACUGCCAGGUCUUUAUUGCAAUUUCGUCGAAGAUCAAUAUAUGAGUGUUUUUGCUGUUGCUUUGCAAUAUACGAACCCUUCAAAAUUUUCAAAAUAUGUUGUUUCUCUUGCGCAUUACGUCAUUGGUACAUGGUUUUCAAAAUGUAGAAUGAGUUUUCGACCUGAUUUUGUUUCUUAUAUUACUCGCAAUCUCCACGCUGUCAAUCGUCGUGGCACACAAUCCGAAGAUGGCUCUGUCGACAUAAUCAGAAACAAUUUGAUGGAAACUUGUAUCGAUAUGAUGGCUCGAUACACUUUUUCAAAUUGUUCAGCGCAACCCAGACGUUCUCCACUAGCGAAGUUCCUAUUUGAAAAAGGUGCCACUGCAACUUGGUUGCUAGGCAACAAAUUGAUUACCAUAACGACGAGUCGUGCCAAUAUACCAUCGGAAAAAAUCAAUUCUUCAUCUUUACAUUCGAGUUCAAAUGAUUUACCAUCACGAUGGCCGAAGCCAGCGAGCUCGUUUUUAGAGAGACAACUUUCUUCUGAAGCUCCUGGGAAACUUCAAUCAGCUUCUUUCAGUGUUAUGUCAUCUUCGCCACGUCAAAGACACAAAUCCGGUGGGGCAGUGUUAAGGAGAUCUCAAAAUAUGUCUCCAUUGGAAAUGCGUUCAUCUAAUAACAGUGCAAUAUUUGAAUCUACGAAGAAAAGAAUAAAUUUUAAUUCUGGUGCAUCUGGUGAUCCCAGAUCCUCAGAUAUGCAGUAUUUAUUAACGGAAGGAUGGGCAGAAAUUUAUAUCAGACGUCCUUCAGGAAAUACAGCUUGGUCUAUGAGAAUACAAAAUCAAUUGGAGUCUGUCACUGAAGGCAACAGUGUAGAAGAUGUUUUGAAUCUGCAAUCAUUUCUUGAGGAAAUCAAAUCGAGAGAAAAUAUGCAAAAGGAACAAACGACUCCACUUCAUGAUUCCAGUGUUAUAGCGGAGGAAUCUUUGCAAGAAACUUCUUCAGAAAAUGUACUUUUUCCUGGUGAUUACAUGGAUCUCACCAAUACAACUAGAAAAAGAAGUUCCUCAUCAACUUCAGAUAGAUAUACUGGUAACGAAAAACCAUCUGAAGAUAAAGAAGAAGUAACUAAAACAAAUCACUCUGCAUCUACAUCAUCAUAUCUCUCACAAUCAUCACCGCCUUUAGUUCGUCAUAGAAGCCAUACAGUGUCAUCUUCUAAGGAUUGUGCUGCGGAAGCCGCAGCAGCUAAACGUGCUGCUGAAAGAAAGAGAUCUGACUAUGUUGAUAAUAAAGGUUAUCAUGGAAACACACUUGCCAGCUUAACAGAUUAUAGGACUGAUGGUAAAAGUUUGAGCGGUGAAAAACAAGAAAUGGAAAACGUAACCAAUCGCAGACCUGGAAUAAAUAGUCCAUGCUUUGUAUUCCUACAAUUGUUUCAAUCUGCUGUUUGUACAGAAUCAAUACACAGGCCUAUACUAUUACCUGCUACUCCUGGAAUAGAGCGAGGUAUCCAAGUUCUAGACAGAAUACCUCCUUAUGAUACCUGGUCAACCGGUGUUGUAUAUAUAGGACCUGGGGAGGGAGGUGAUGGAUCAGCAAUACUUAAUAAUCAGUGUGGAUCACCAAGAUAUCAGGAAAUGUUGCAAGGUCUAGGUGAAUUGGUCUGCCUUACCGAGUGUGAUCCUGUGAGCACAUACUUGGGUGGUUUGGAUGAUAAAGGUGAAGAUGGAAAUUAUACUUAUGUUUGGAGAGAGGAUGUUGCUCAAAUGGUUUUUCAUAUAACUACGUUGAUGCCAAAUAAAGCUUCGGAACCAGGUUGUAAAACACGACAUAUUGGAAAUGAUUAUGUGAUCAUUGCUUAUGAUGAUGAUAAUGGAAGGUAUGUUCCAGGUUGUGUAAUACAAGGUCAAUUUCGCUCAGCCGAAGUUGUGAUCAGCCCUUUGGACCAUGGUACUAAUCAUGUACGAUACGUUUUUCACAAAGAAUGUGUGGAAAAGGGAAUCGGUUCUUCUUUAGGACCAUGGCUCGUAUCAGAUCACAGCCUGCCUGUUUUCGUUCGGCAACUUGCGUUACAUGCGAGUAUGGCAGCUUUCGUUUGCCUUGGUGAAGGCCGAGGUGCUGCCGAGUACACGUCUAAAACUUUAGCUAGACUGAAGCAGAUCAAGCGUAUCAGAACAAGGGCAUCUCAAGAGGCCAAUCAGGACACUCCAAAUGUGUCUCCAUCAGCCACACCCAAGCCAACUCGACAGGAUUCAUCAAGAGAAAGUGGGAAGACAACUAAACUUGAAGAAUUUUCUGAUUAUGUGAGAUAGUGCAACAAAUUUAAGUCAGUAUUUACACCACGACUGCGUUAUAUAUAUUUGUAUGGAUGCAAAAUAAAUUUGAUUUGUGAAAUGUAGUUUUA
Styela clava is the source of this 5122-nucleotide messenger RNA. RefSeq names its product tuberin-like. The record is from RefSeq and is a predicted model, not a curated record. Gene Ontology annotation, cellular component: TSC1-TSC2 complex; nucleus; cytoplasm. Gene Ontology annotation, molecular function: GTPase activator activity. Gene Ontology annotation, biological process: negative regulation of phosphatidylinositol 3-kinase/protein kinase B signal transduction; negative regulation of insulin receptor signaling pathway; negative regulation of TOR signaling. Lineage: Eukaryota; Metazoa; Chordata; Ascidiacea; Stolidobranchia; Styelidae.